AUGUUAAAAUUAUCUAAAUUAAAUUUGCAUCAUUUUCUAUUUGUAUUAUUGUCGCUAGCAAUCGAAUUUCGAAGUGCUUCUUCAAUGCUGAAUUGGUGGAAUGGGAAUGAUGAUCCACAUUAUAGUAGUACGAUACAUCCUGAGGAACCUGCUGGGCAAGUUCAACAUAUUCCUAACGUGCAUCACCUACUUGCUCCACCAUCAACACCGAUAGGUUCUGUUGCUGCUACUCCUGUUCAUGGUUCUCCAGUAAGAAACUUUGACCAAUCGUAUUAUGGAACAACGUCCAAUCAAUUUGGAAAUCGAACUUUCACACCUAAUGACGUAUACUGA
This is a messenger RNA of Meloidogyne enterolobii, 333 nucleotides long. NCBI's taxonomy places the organism in Eukaryota, Metazoa, Nematoda, Chromadorea, Rhabditida, Meloidogynidae. The record is from the annotation of a GenBank genome assembly.